AAGGAUCCGCCUAAAAGUAGUUCAAAACCGCACAAGUGGGCCCUGACAGACAGACAGACGGCCCAAUGAAACGCAAGCAAUAAGCACAUUUUUUUAAUUCGUAAAAAAUGCGCUAAUUAUUUUAUUUCCCCACAAUACGUACAGGGUGUUUCGGAAAAUUCAUACUGCGUUUAUUUCCUUUAGAGACUCAAAGUUGACAAGAAUCCUACGAGACAGUCUGGGAGGAAAGGCGAAGACAAUAUUCAUCGCGACGAUUUCCUUUUCGGUGUCGAGCUUAGACGAAUCGCUGAACACCCUCGACUACGUCUCUAAAGCUCGAACGAUCACAAACAAACCGAUCAUUAAUCGUCGAACAUCCCAAAAGUCGCUAAUGAACGAAUACGCGGACGAAAUCUCUUCGCUUCGAAGAGACCUAGACGCCGCGCAGGGACGCGGCGGCGUCGUGAUCAACCCCGAGAAUUACGAUCAGCUGGUGGCGACGCGCCAGGCGACCGACGAGCAGUUAUCGCAGGCGGUCGCGUCGAUUAACGCGUUCGGCGAGAAACUGAGGCUGCUGGAGGAGGAGAAGGAGAACUUUCGGGUCGAGCAGGACGCGUUGAUCAAAUCGUACGGUGCGACGCAGAGCGAGCUUGCCAAGAUGAAGGUGGAGUACGCGCGGAUCGCGUCCGAGAAACAGGAAAACGAGUACCUCGCAUCGUCCUAUGAGAGGUCUGCGGAAAAUCUGUACAAAAGUGCGAAAAGCCUACACGAGAGGGUCAAAUCGGGUUCGCUCAAUGAGUCGACGUUGCGCGAGAAGAUCGAGUAUCUCUACAAGGUCACCAACGACAAUAACAACACCAGGAAAAUGGUAAGCGUCAAAGUUCGGGCGAUGUGCCAGGACAUAGUGAGGGAGUACGGUGAAUACGCUAAGGGUUCAAUGUCUUUCAAUGAGAAGUUGGCAAAUGUCACCAGGAGUUAUCAUAACCAGCAAUCGGAGCUUGUCAACGACCUUCUGCGCCAAAUUCUAACCGUCCAGGACAACGUGCAGAACGCAGACAACGUACCAUACCAGCAGGCGGGUGCGUCCUUGAAAAAUUGCCAGCAGGCGCAAGGCCGCCGACUGACCGAUCUCAAGCGCAAACUCGACGACUGGCAAAUCUCCAACCUUUCCAACUUUAAGACGAUCAUGGAGAACACACUGAGACCUCACCUGGAAAACAAAGUUGCCAACGUUGAGAGCUUGGGCUUGCGCGUUUCGAAAGCCUUCUCCCAAUUACCCUUCGACUCGACCUCCGCUGACAUCAAAAUCCUUUGCGCCGAAAUUUUCGAGAACAUCGACCAAUUGGGCGGGAGCCUCUCGAGACAAAGAGAGGCCGGUGAGAAGAAGUUAGCUUCGCUCGCGAAAAUUCGCGAUGAAAUGUUCGCGGCGGUAAACGCGAAGUUUGACGCUCUCAAAGGGGAGCUCCGCAAAGAGUCCGACGGCGAUUUACGCGCCUUACAACUGAUCGAAAACCUUCGAAAAACAGUUGAUGGGAAACUACCAAACGUCGUCGCCGAGUUUGAGAAAGGAUGCGACCGCGUUUUGGACACCACGUCGAACGAGGUGACCGAGUUUAUCGAUAAGACCACGCACGAUUCAAGCCAGGUACUCGACUCCUACAAAUCGUCUACGGACGCACUGUGGGGGUCCGAGAAAGAGAAAUUGUCACAAAUUGCCGACGAGGCUACGGAUCAGGAUUUUGUUGCUGCAACCGUUUCGGAUUUGCACAAAGUUCGAAAUUCGCUAAGCGAGAAUGUCGCAACUCUCGCCAAAGAGACAACCGAAUUUUGCCCCGGGAACUCAGAACGGGAGAACAGGGAGGUAUGUACGCUCAUCGACGACAAUUAUCAGGGAUCAUUAGCUUUGCUCAAUCGACUUACGAGCGAAGCGAACGAGAUCAAGAUCUUAGUAUCGGACACUUCGAAGUAUGCGGUCGAGUUGCAACCAAGCGGGCACACUCCCCUGCGUAACCAAUCGGAGCUCUCCUACCAGUUGAAGGAGUUAACUCCGAAGGAAAUGGUGUUGCGCCGAUUUCAUCAAUUGAAACAGGAAAAUGGAGACGCAUCCAAUCAGCAGCCAAAAAAAUUAUUUCACGAGUAAAGGGUAGGGAAUUGUUGUUGGUUAGUUUAAGUGUAAAUAUUCAACUUAUUUGUGAUAUUAAAACGAUUUUCGAUUCUGCAUUUAA
Messenger RNA from Photinus pyralis (common eastern firefly), 2204 nucleotides. Its product is annotated as kinesin-like protein KIF11-B. Bases 371 to 2119 code for a protein of 582 amino acids. Lineage: Eukaryota; Metazoa; Arthropoda; Insecta; Coleoptera; Lampyridae. The record is from RefSeq and is a predicted model, not a curated record. The transcript has 3 exons.